AACUGCAGAAAGAAAAUGUUGAACACGUGCUGUUCUAAAUGGAUCCGUAGCGUAUUCCAAGUCCACUUGUUUCAAAUGGAGGAAACCGACGGAUCUCCAGUGGCGAGGACAGAGCCGGUGAACGAAAGACCGAAGAGGAACAAGAGAAAGUCGUCGAUGGUGGAUAUGGACGCGUCCCCAGAGCGCAAUUCCAAACGGCCAUCUUUGAGACGAGGAAGUUCUUUCACCUUCCUGACUCCUGGACCCCAGUGGGACUUCACGCUGAAACGCAAGCGCAGAGAGAAGGACGAUGCCGACGCAGUCAGUCUCUGCAGCUUUGACUUCAAGGAACCCUGUACCAAGCGUGUGAGGCCUCUUGGCCGAGUGACCUCGCUGGCGAACCUCAUCUCUCCCGCGAAGAAUGGGGCCGUCCGACGCUUCGGCCAGACCCUCCAGGCCUCGUUCCGAGGUGAUGGGCGGUCUCCGGGCGUGCCCCAGCAGAAGCCCUGCAGCAAAGCCGCAGCUCCCACACCACCCAAACGCCGCAACAGCACGCUCUGGUCCGAGACUCUGGACGUCCACCAGAAAGGAACCUUUUCCACCAAAGAGAUUAAGAGACAAGAGGCAAUUUUUGAGCUGUCUCGGGGAGAACAGGACCUGAUUGAAGACCUGAAGUUAGCCCGAAAGGCGUACCAUGAUCCCAUGCUGAAACUUUCUAUCAUGUCUGAGGAGGAGCUGACAGCCAUCUUUGGAGACUUGGAUGCAUAUAUUCCUCUUCACGAAGAUCUUCUCGCUCAGUUGGCGAAGGCUACAGGCCGAAAUGGUACAGUGGGACAGAUCGGCAAGAUUGUUGUGAACUGGCUGCCCGGGUUAAAUGCGUAUAGGGCAUAUUGCAGUAACCAGUUAGCCGCAAAAGCCUUGCUUGACCAGAAGAAACAAGACCCAAGAGUUCAGGACUUCUUACAGCGCUGCCUUGAGUCACCUUUCAGCAGGAAACUAGACUUGUGGAGCUUCUUGGACAUCCCUCGUUCACGAUUGGUCAAAUACCCCCUUCUUCUGAAAGAGAUUUUAAGACACACACCACCAGAACAUCCAGACACAGCAAGCCUUGAGCAGGCGAUAAGCAUUAUUCAGGCUGUGUUGGCUGACAUCAACAUGAAGAAAGGAGAGUCAGAAUGUCAAUACUAUAUCGACAAGCUGGAAUAUUUGGAUGAUAGACAGAAAGACCCACACAUAGAGCAGUGCAAAAGCCUGCUUUGCCAUGGUGAACUUCGCAACAAAAGUGGCACGAAGUUGCACGUUUUUCUGUUCACGGAGGUUCUGGUCUUGACCCGGCCUGUGACACGGAAUGACCGGCAUUGUUUCCAAGUGUACCGCCAGCCAAUCCCGGUGCAGGACCUCGUAUUGGAAGACCUGCAGGACGGAGACGUUCGCAUGGGCGGCUCAUUCCGAGGGGCCUUUAGUAAUGCAGAUAAAGCCAAGAACAUCUUCCGGGUGCGCUUCCAGGACUCAUCUCAGGGUCAGUCCCACACACUGCAGGUCAAUGACAUCUUCCACAAGCAACAGUGGCUCAACUGCCUCCGCAGCGCCAUGUCAACCCAGAAAGAUUCACCGCUCCCUGAGAAUGAAUCCAUGUCCACCCCAGCCAGUACCGACAUUUGUGCCAAACGGCGCUCGUCUACAGUCUCCGCCAUCAUCCAUAUGGAAGAGAUGGAUGAGAACUGUCCGCGGGCCGCAGUCUCCGCCCCUUCCUCCCCCAGCUCCGAGGAGCCCCCCAGCCCCACUCCUUCUGCAACCUCCACCCUCUCCUCGUCCUCUUCAUCAUCUUCGAUUUCCGGCCCCUUCCUGCCUCGCAAAUCAAAAAAGGACAAGCGUUCACUCUGCUCGCUGGGAAAGAGGAAGGAGACCAUGGUGUAAAGACUUAGAUGGAGUGGCACCAUGCGGAGGACUUGUAUUUAUGUGUGUGUAAAGACUGUUUCUACAGCAGUGUUUUUGUGUUACUGUCCACAAUGGCAGCUAUUAUUACCAAAUCCCUCCCCCAAAAACCCUCAUAGGUCCACGUGGGCCACACCAGUACCAGAAAGACAGUAUUUGUGAGGCGACUGUGUGAAUCUCAAGGGAUUGAAGAUUGAAGACAUCCCGCACACUUUAAACAACCAUGUUGAUUUGUGUGAAAGCACAAGAUCACGCAUCUAGUCUUGUUUACUGUUAGUGUGGUCAUUUUUUGUUGUUUAUUUUAUUGAUAUUGAUUUUUUUUUUGUAAUUAAAGUUAUACUUUUUUAAACUUCUCAAUAAGAUAUUUACUGUAGCUCUUUUUUGUUUUUAUUAAAAGCACUGUGUUUAGCUUUUAGAAGGGAAGAAUACCCACUGAGAAAAGAGAUUAAAGUAAUGAAUACUUUGUAAAAGUCUGAUUCAUAGCUCUACUGGAAGGCAAGUCUUACAAGUACAUUCCCAUUAAACGGAUAUUUUAUCAGCUCAAUUUUAUAUUUAAAUCAGAUGGUAUAAAUUUAUCAAGAAAAAAAUGCUAUGUUCGCUAGUAAUAUGAUUUUAGUUUCCAAUUGGAAAAUUUGACAUUUAUCAAA
Rhinichthys klamathensis goyatoka is the source of this 2561-nucleotide messenger RNA. It is a transcript of the gene net1, whose product is annotated as neuroepithelial cell transforming 1. The record is from RefSeq and is a predicted model, not a curated record. The coding region runs from base 16 to 1896 and encodes 626 amino acids. Gene Ontology annotation, molecular function: guanyl-nucleotide exchange factor activity. The transcript is spliced from 12 exons. NCBI's taxonomy places the organism in Eukaryota, Metazoa, Chordata, Actinopteri, Cypriniformes, Leuciscidae. Gene Ontology annotation, biological process: intracellular signal transduction; positive regulation of Rho protein signal transduction.